This is a messenger RNA of Penaeus chinensis, 3039 nucleotides long. RefSeq names its product AP-4 complex subunit epsilon-1-like. Gene Ontology annotation, molecular function: cargo adaptor activity. Gene Ontology annotation, cellular component: AP-4 adaptor complex; membrane coat. The transcript has 11 exons. Gene Ontology annotation, biological process: receptor-mediated endocytosis; intracellular protein transport. Bases 168 to 2645 code for a protein of 825 amino acids. The record is from RefSeq and is a predicted model, not a curated record. NCBI's taxonomy places the organism in Eukaryota, Metazoa, Arthropoda, Malacostraca, Decapoda, Penaeidae.
AGCCAGCGAAAGGCGCUGCCCACGAACUCGCUCGGUUCCCUGGGCUUCAGCCAGUCCUGGCAAUGUAGAUUCUUGAAUAAAAUUUAUGACGAGUUGGCGAGUAGUUUCUUGUUUGUGUGCAUCGGUGUUGCAAAGACUUACUUGAUGAUUGAAAUCAUCAAUAAAGGAUGUCUAGUGUUUUAGAGAAAACAUUAAGUGGCUUGGUGAACAGCCUUCUUGGGCCGGCGGGAACAAAAGGGACAGUCAGUCAAGGUCUAGUUGGAGUGCCUGGACUAAAGAAUGUCUCUCUUGGCCUUAUUAGUUUUGUGGAGAAGCUGCAGGCAGCAAAGAGAAUAUCAAAACAGGAAGAAGACCAUUGUUUGGAGCAUGAAAGCAAAGAAUGGAUGAAGCUAUUAUCCAGCCCUGGAGUAUGCAGUUCUCUUGUUGCUGAUAUACUGUGCCGUGCCCUAAUUGCUCAUGUUCAUGGAUAUCCUCUCCCAAGUCUCCAUAUCCAUGCUAUCAAGUUAACUCAGAGUUCAGAAGUUUUAUACAAAAAAAUGGGAUAUUUGUUUGUCAGUCAGUCACUCGGUCCUGGAUCAGAAUUAACCCUUCUGCUAGUAAAUACAGUGCAGCGGGAUUUGACAGCACCCAGUGUUCUGCAGGUUGCAGCUUCCAUAGCUGCAUUACCAGUAAUCAUAACACCUGAUUUGACGCCAGCUAUCAUUACCCCCCUCACACAUUGUCUUGCUCAUCAACAGGCAUACAUCAGGCGUCGGGCAGCAGUCAUGAUGGGCGUAAUGGCAAAAAGAUGUGGGGAAGACCUUUUCAGCACUGCUGGAGACCAGAUACCACAUCUCCUUCACUUGCUCACUAAUCAUGAUCCUGGAGUUGCACUCUCUGCAAUCAUGUCUUUAGCCAAAGUAUAUAAGGCAUGUGGGCAGCAAAAGCUUGACCUGCAUGAUCAAGUUGCAAAGAGUGCAUCACAUAUGCUUACACAGGCAGUUAAUGGUGCUCUUCCAAGAGACUAUCAAGUCAAUGCUCUGCCAGCCCCAUUUGUUCAGAUCCAGAUGAUGAGAGUGUUGCAGUUGUUAUCAGACAGAGAGUGGCAGCCACCCAAGGAAGUAAUUGAAGCAUUAGAUUUGGUUUUGGGUCAGCCAUGGGGUGGUAAAGAAGUUGCUCUCUAUUCAGUACUGCUAGAAUGUGUUUUCACCAUUACAACUAUGCCAUACCAUGAUGCUUUGGUCACCAGCGCUCUAAAGGUUGUACUAGGGUUCUUGAAGAGCAGUAAUGUAGACCUGAAGUACGUGGGUCUCAAAGCAUUGGCAAGUGUGUUUUCUGUGCUUGAGGAAGCUCUCACACCAAGUCAUCUAGAGGCAGUCUUGGAUUGCCUUUAUCACUCAGAUAAAAAUCUUCAGGCAAAAACACUGAGGCUGCUCUGUGCAAUGGCGAAUACACACAAUUAUCAGGCUGUGUGUUCAACUUUAUUGGAGUUCUGUGGACGAACCGAAGGACAGAUGACCCAAAAAGCAAUUCUGGAGGAAUUGUCAUCAAUUUUAGCCAAAUACUGUAGAGAUGUAAUGUGGUGUGUGGAUUUCCUCUCACCUCUGAUUAUUGGUUCAUUGAUUCCAGAGAAAAGCUUGACUGAUACCAUUGUACACGUUCUUGAACAGGGAUUUAAUGAAGGAUUUAACGAAGAAAAUAACAUAAAGUCAACAACUGAAGCAUCUCAAGAAUUACUUUUGAAAAUAUUCAGCAAAGAAAAGUUGUCUUUGGUUUAUAUAAAUCUUAUAGCUUCAGUUCUAAAUUUGCAGUAUUCUAGAGAUCCCAAACAAGUCUCCAAGUAUUUUACAGACUUGUUUCUAGAAAAACUUUUACCUGAAAGUAACCUGAAUGAAAAAGAUGUUUCUGUAUUUAAGUGCCUUAAGAAUAUUGGACUAAAUGACGAGAUGGUUCGUUUAGAUAUAAUUUCUUAUCUACAAACAAUUAUAACAAGCAACAAUUUUGGUCUUAUUUUCAGAGAAUUAGCCAAUGACAUUUGUUUGUGGCUGGGUUAUCCAAAUUUGAGUGUACAGGUUAUCAAGAACCAAGAAAAUAUUUUAUGCCAAAAAGCACAAACAGAUUUAACUUUAAGCUUUCUUGAUAAUUAUGUUAUUGAAGCUCUUGAGGGUGGUGCUAUUCCAUUUAAACCAUUUAGUGUUUCCCAGAAUAACUCUAGUUUUGAGGAAAAGGCCAAUAAUGGAUUUCAUGAAACAUACCUGAGCACAUCCACUGUACCAAGCGUGGCAUCUGAUGACGCUCAGUCAUCAGCUCCCUCAACAAGUACUCAUCUGACAGCCAGCACAUCUGUAAAUAAUGCCGUCUUGAGCAGAAGCAUGCUUGCCUGUGGUAAACGGAUGUGGAGUAACGAAGGUCGAAUUCAGCAGAAAUUUGAAGGGGAAGCAUCUGUUGGAUCCACCGCUGAUUUUUCCUUGAAGUCAGUUAGCCAAAAUGGGAAUCCUUUCCCAUUGAAUGAUGAUGAUGAAAAUGAUGACAUGACAGAAGGAAGUGUUGAACUUGCAGAUGAAGCACAAGAGGACAAACAAAAAGAGCAAGAUACCUUAUCUCUACAGAGGUCACAGUUGACCCAAGCAUUACUAGCAGGUCUUGGUAUGACAAAAUCAAAGUAAAUAAUACCAGAAGUUUUUUAUGGGAAGUUGCAAUGCAUUAAUGGUGUCCUAUAUUAAGUGUUGCAUAUAUUUGUUUGUUUUUAUGUCACCUGCCUUGGUAUUUCAUAACGACUUUUUUUUACCCAUUGACGGUGGGAACAUGUACUGACCACUAUAAAUUUAUUGUAGUAUUUUUUCACAUUAUUGUGCAAGUGUAUAGUCAUAAAGGAGUCAAAUCCUAAAAUCCAUCCUGAACACACCUAUUUACAUUAUUCGUUGAAUUUUUGCUGAAAUUUUUUUUAUCAUUGUUUGAUGAUGGUGAUGGCGAUGAUAAUUAUGGUGUUGAUGAUGAUGAUGAUGAUUACUACUACUACUACUAGUAUUAUUACUACUUCUGCUAUUAUUAUUAUUACUA